Messenger RNA from Mustela erminea (ermine), 2871 nucleotides. It is a transcript of the gene STAM, whose product is annotated as signal transducing adaptor molecule. The record is from RefSeq and is a predicted model, not a curated record. Bases 716 to 2275 code for a protein of 519 amino acids. Gene Ontology annotation, biological process: protein transport to vacuole involved in ubiquitin-dependent protein catabolic process via the multivesicular body sorting pathway. Gene Ontology annotation, cellular component: ESCRT-0 complex. Gene Ontology annotation, molecular function: ubiquitin binding; phosphatidylinositol binding. NCBI's taxonomy places the organism in Eukaryota, Metazoa, Chordata, Mammalia, Carnivora, Mustelidae. The transcript has 17 exons.
CGGAGCCAGCGUUCUAGAGGCAUCGUUGACUGCAGUGCAGCGUAGUGUCUGGAUGUUAGAGGGAAGCUGGAGAAAAGAGGACAUGACAAGAAAUGAACUACUUUCAAAACUGGAGUCACCUGUUUUAAAAAUCUGUGGCUUAUUUUAAUAUGCAUGAAAGCCUCUGGAAAGUCUUUGAACGUGUGAAGACUGAAGUGGAGCAGAUUCCUUGGUGAGGAUCUUUUCAAAAGUCCUUUGGUAUAUACCAGCUGCAGACUGAGUCAGAGGAGUCAUCAUAAACUCAGACCAGAUGGAAAACCAGCAGCUUCCUUUUCCUGUCUCUUGGAAUGCUCAGUCCAAUAUGCUGGGAGAAACCAAGCAGACACAUAGGAGAUCCCUUAUAGUUGUUAUAGCUGACAGCUCCAGUGACCUAGCCAACUGCCAGCAUCAACUGCUAGACAUAUGAAAAAUUGAGGAACCAAGAAGUGAUUUCUACCACCUCUUAAUAUUGGACAUUUUAGUGGCUAACAAUGCUGUGAUAUUAUAAACAACGUUGCCACGAAGGUCAUUGUUCAUGUUCUUAAAGAAUGUCUUUAUGAUAAAUUCCAAAAAGCAGAACUGCUGGGUCUAAAGGGGUCUACGUUUCUAAAAGUUUUUUGUAACAGACUCUCAGAUAUUUCCUUCAGGGGGACUACAUUGUUUACACUUCAUUCAACAACAGAAAGCAACCAGUGAGAUGAAUACUGCUGAGGAUUGGGGCCUCAUUUUGGAUAUUUGUGAUAAAGUCGGUCAAUCUCGAACUGGACCCAAAGAUUGUCUUCGGUCUGUUAUGAGAAGGGUGAACCAUAAAGAUCCUCAUGUUGCUAUGCAAGCUCUGACUCUUCUAGGAGCAUGUGUAUCAAACUGUGGCAAAAUUUUUCAUUUAGAAGUAUGUUCAAGAGAUUUUGCUAGUGAAGUAAGCAACGUACUAAACAAGGGUCAUCCUAAAGUCUGUGAAAAAUUAAAGGCUCUUAUGGUUGAAUGGACAGAUGAAUUUAAGAAUGAUCCACAGCUUAGUCUAAUAUCAGCAAUGAUUAAGAACCUUAAGGAACAAGGAGUUACGUUUCCAGCUAUUGGCUCUCAGGCUGCAGAACAAGCAAAAGCAAGCCCAGCCUUGGUUGCUAAAGAUCCUGGUACUGUGGCUAACAAAAAAGAAGAAGAAGAUUUAGCAAAAGCUAUUGAGUUGUCUUUGAAGGAACAAAGGCAGCAGUCAACCACCCUUUCUACUUUAUACCCAAGCACAUCCAAUCUCUUAACUAACCACCAACAUGAAGGCCGAAAAGUUCGUGCCAUAUAUGACUUUGAAGCUGCUGAAGAUAAUGAACUUACUUUUAAAGCUGGAGAAAUAAUUACAGUUCUUGAUGACAGUGAUCCCAACUGGUGGAAGGGUGAAACCCAUCAAGGCAUGGGGCUAUUUCCCUCUAAUUUUGUGACUGCUGAUCUUACUGCUGAACCAGAAAUGAUUAAAACGGAGAAGAAGACGGUACAAUUUAGUGAUGAUGUUCAAGUGGAAACAAUAGAGCCAGAACCAGAGCAAGCCUUUAUUGAUGAAGACAAAAUGGACCAAUUGCUACAGAUGUUGCAAAGUACAGAUCCCAGUGAUGAUCAACCAGAUCUUCCAGAGUUACUUCAUCUUGAAGCAAUUUGUCACCAGAUGGGACCUCUCAUUGAUGAAAAGUUGGAAGAUAUUGAUAGAAAACAUUCAGAACUCUCAGAACUUAAUGUUAAAGUGAUGGAAGCACUUUCACUGUAUACGAAGUUAAUGAAUGAAGAUCCAAUGUAUUCCAUGUAUGCGAAAUUACAGAAUCAGCAGUAUUACAUGCAGUCAUCUGGUGUUUCUGGUUCUCAGGUAUAUCCAGGGCCUCCCCAAAGUGGUACUUACCUGGUUGCAGGGAGUGCACAGAUGAGCCAUCUCCAGAGCUACAGUCUUCCCCCAGAGCAACUGUCUUCUCUCAGCCAAGGAGCAGUUCCACCAUCUGUAAACCCAGCCCUUCCCAGUCAGCAGACUCAGGCGUCCUACCCUAACACAAUGGUCAGUUCUGUUCAAGGAAACACAUAUCCCAACCAGGCUUCAGUAUAUAGUCCUCCUCCUGCUGCUGCUGCUGCUACUGCUGACGUCACUAUAUACCAGAAUGCAGGAACUAAUAUGUCCCAGGUGCCAAACUAUAAUUUAACAUCAUCAACACUGCCUCAGCCAGGAGGCAGUCAACAGCCACCUCAGCCACAGCAACCAUAUUCUCAGAAGGCUCUGCUAUAGGACUUGGGAUUCCUCUUUGUGGCAAAUAUCUGCUAAAUGCCGCUGACAAUGUUGUGAGAGUCUUUAAUAUCAUAAGGUUUGUUUAUCCUCAGCUUCUAGGAAUCUAUCUUGGUCUACAGGUUCAAAUACUCGAGAAGGCAGAACUCUCUUCAAUUUGCACUGACUUUUUAGAGGUUCUCCCUUCCCCCCCUCCCCUAGAGGAAUGAAACUACUUACAACAUUUAAUUCCUUUCAUAAUAUGAAAGAAUUGAUACAAGAUUAUUUGUCUCAUGAAAUUACCUGGUCUGUAAAAAGUCAAAACUUACAAAAACUGUUUGUGGCAAAUGUUAUGUACAUAUAUUGCUGUGUAACUUCAUUAGUGGCCAUUUUGAAUCACAGUGGUGAUCAUGUGAAUAUAUUUAACACUUAAAUUAAUUUACAUUGCUAUUUUAUUUUAAUCAUGAACAACUACCAUGUUUCAUAAUGUUUUGUGUAAAUUUAAGAUAAUUACACUAUCCCUUUAAACUGCAAGAGAACAAAGCUGUAGCAUAUUUACGUGAAGGCAUUAUGUUGUCCAUGUUUCAGUUUCACAUUAAACUGAACCUUCCUUUGACUAA